This is a messenger RNA of Haemorhous mexicanus (house finch), 4117 nucleotides long. RefSeq names its product protein phosphatase 6 regulatory subunit 2 (gene PPP6R2). Gene Ontology annotation, molecular function: protein phosphatase binding; protein phosphatase regulator activity. Gene Ontology annotation, cellular component: nucleus; cytosol. Lineage: Eukaryota; Metazoa; Chordata; Aves; Passeriformes; Fringillidae. The record is from RefSeq and is a predicted model, not a curated record. The coding region runs from base 482 to 3238 and encodes 918 amino acids. The transcript has 25 exons.
GCGGCGCCGCCGCCAUUUUGGAGCUGCUGCCGCCGCCGCUCCGCCGCCGCUGCCCGCGCAGCCCCGGCCGGCCCAGCCCGCGGGCCCGGCCCGCAGCCCGGCCCGGCAGCGCCCGAGGGCAGCCCGGCACCCGCAGGAUUGGAAGCUUGCAAAGGAAUUCACACUGGAUGAAAACCAAUCCUGAAGCUGGGUCUAUUCCAGAAACUGUAACCCAAAUGUUUCUCUGUCCGAGGAGAUUUCACAUUUGAAGAAACUUCUACUGAAGGAUUCCAUGAAUUCUGUACCUGGUGCUGUGGCCAGAACAGGACUGUGAAGGGUUGUUGAGGAGCUGAGGUGAGAUGGUGAAGGGCAGAAUUGGAAGAGGAAAUGUUAAGCAAGAGGAAGAGCCCUGGAAGAGUCUCCUAGGAGUGGUCUGAACAAUGCCUUGCUUUGGUGUAACCCACAGCUUUUCCAAAAUUUCAGCCAGUCGUGUCCCAUCACCAUGUUCUGGAAGUUUGAUUUGAACACAACGUCACACGUGGACAAGCUGCUGGACAAGGAGGAUGUGACCCUGGAGGAGCUGAUGGACGAGGAUGACGUCCUGCAGGAGUGCAAGGCCCAGAACCGGCGGCUGCUGGACUUCCUGUGCCAGCAGCACUGCAUGGAGCAGCUGGUCACCCUCAUCACCCACGAGCCCCCCGUGGACAUGGACGAGAAGGUCCGAUUCAAGUACCCCAACACGGCCUGCGAGCUGCUGACCUCAGACGUGCCGCAGAUCAACGACAAGCUGGGCGGGGACGAGACCCUGCUCAACAUCCUCUACGACUUCCUGGACCACGAGCCCCCCCUGAACCCCCUCCUCGCCAGCUUCUUCAGCAAGACCAUCGGGAACCUCAUUGCACGGAAAACAGAACAGGUGAUCUCAUUUUUGAGGAAAAAGGACAAGUUCCUGAGCCUGGUGCUAAAGCACAUCGACACCUCUGCCAUGAUGGACCUGCUGCUGCGCCUCAUCAGCUGCGUGGAGCCCACGGCGCUGCGCCAGGACGUGCUCAACUGGCUGAAUGAAGCCAGGAUUAUCCAGAGACUCGUGGAGCUGAUCCAUUCGAGCCAGGAUGAGGAUAGGCAAUCCAAUGCUUCCCAGACCCUGUGUGACAUCAUCAGGCUGAGCAGAGACCAGAGCACUCAGCUCCAGGAUGUCCCGGAGCCAGAUCCACUUCUCACAGCACUGGAAUCGCAGGAGUGCGUGGAGCAGCUCCUCAGGAACAUGUUCGACGGGGAGCAGAGCGAGACCUGCAUCGUGAACGGAACCCAGGUGCUCCUGACGCUGCUGGAAACGCGGCGCUCCGGAGUGGAAGGCCUGAUGGACUCGUACACUCAGGGAUUCGAGAGGUCUUACACUGUCAACAGCAGCAUCUUACACGGCAUCGAGCCCCGGCUCAAGGACUUCCACCAGCUGCUGCUGUGCCCACCCAAGAAACCGGCCAUCCUGACCACGCUGGGGGUGCUGGAGGAGCCGCUGGGGAACGCGCGGCUGCACGGCUCGCGGCUGAUCGCGGCGCUGCUGCACGCCAACACGCCCAGCAUCAACCACGAGCUCUGCAGGCUCGGCACCAUGGACUUGUUACUUGAUUUAUUUUUUAAAUACACGUGGAAUAACUUUUUGCAUUUCCAAGUGGAGCUGUCCAUAGCAGCCAUCCUGUCCCACUCGGUGCACGAGGGGAAGCCCAGCCCGGGGGAGCCGGGCAGCAAAGAGGAGGCUCCGAGCGGGAGCGCGGCCCCUGAGCCCGCGGAGCCUGCAGAGCCCACACAGCCCCCUGCCAGAGCCACCGAGAACAUCAUGGUCACCCACCUGUUCCAGAAGUGCUGCCUGGUGCAGAGGAUACUGGACGCCUGGGAAGCCAAUGACAAAAUCCAGGCAGAGGGCGGCAGGAGGAGAGGGAACAUGGGGCACCUGACCCGCAUCGCCAACGCCGUGGUGCACAACAUGGAGAAGGGGCCCAUGCAGGCCCAGAUCAGUGACUUCAUCAAAGAGUUGCCUGAGGACUGCAGGGGCAGGUGGGAGAGUUUCGUGGAGGAGACGCUGACGGAGACAAACCGGAGAAACACGGUGGAUUUGGUGAGCACCCACCACCUGCACUCCUCCAGCGAGGAUGAGGACAUUGAAAGUUCUUUCCCCAACGAGCUCACUCUCCAGCAGGCCUUCUCCGAGUACCAGAUCCAGCAGAUGACAGCCAAUUUCGUGGAUCAGUUCGGCUUCAACGACGAGGAGUUUGCAGACCAGGAUGACAACAUCAACGCUCCCUUUGACCGCAUCGCCGAGAUCAACUUCAACAUCGAUGCCGACGACGACAGCCCCAAUGCCUCCCUGUUCGAGGCCUGCUGCAACGAGCGCAUCCAGCAGUUCGACGACAACGAGGAGGAGGAGGAUAUCUGGGAGGAGAAGGACAUCUCCUAUGCAACCCAGGUCAAGUCCAGGACACGGUUUGGAGCCUCACAGACGUCAGAGAGCUCCAAGAGUGACUUGGAGAACGGGGACCACGACGGCAGCGUGGACUCGGAGGAGGAGGAGGAGCGGCCACCACCCCCCUCCCCACACAAGGGCAGCACCCCGGAGCAGAAGGACUCAGACUCCUGCCAAGGGGCUGGCUGGACGGCCGUGUUCGAGCCCGCGGGCCCCACGCCGCCCGUGGCCAUGGACGUGGGCUCCAGCGUGUGGGACUCGGCCGCCCCGCAGAGCAGCGCCCCGGAGGAGAAGGGCUGGGCCAAGUUCACAGACUUCCAGCCUUUCUGCUGCUCCGAGUCCGGCCCUCGCUGCAGCUCCCCCAUGGACACCGAGAGCAGCGGCACCGACGGGACCCCGGCGCAGGGCCAGGACAAGAACUCCAGCACUGCUGCCUCUCCCUGUGUGUGGAACGCGUGUGGGACACGGAAGGCGCCGCUGGUGGCCCUGGACAGCAGCUCCUCGGGCAGCUCCGAGAGCGACGACGACGACGACGACAAGGCCAAGGCUGGCACGGACUCCACGGCCACAGCACAGGAGCCCAGCAAGGACAGGGCAGCUCCCUCCAGUGGCUCCGACGGAAAGGCCCCGGAGACGCUUCCCGGUGCCGAGUGCGGGGCCCGCCACAGCGCCGCCACGCACACGGACGGGCCCCCGAGGGUGGCCACUGCUGUCACAACUGCCACAGAAACGGCCACGAGAGACAGGAGUGACGAGGCCUUGCCCUGCGCCGAAGCCACGUUGAACGGCCCCGCUUGAUGCCGCUGCCGCCCUGGGACGUGUGUGAGCCAGGCCAGGCUGCUCCCUGGUGAUGCAAUUUGUCAAUUCUUUUUUUUUUUUUUUCAUUUUAAUUUUAUUUUUUAAUAAAUGCUGCAUUGAUGAGAGCGAGCUGGCAUUCAGGACCAGACACGCAGAUCCAACAGCACCGAUCCGUUCGGAAAGACACUCGGCAUUGUCGAAAUGUAGCAUUGAGUUCAGUCCUCACGGGAAUGACGGGCUCUUCCCAAGCCUUCUGCCUGAUUUCAGUUGUCCCCUUCCCCGUGCCCUGGUUUUUGUUUUGGAUUUGGGGUUCAGUGCUGUUUUCCCAGUGUUAUUGCACACAGUAUUCAGCUUCUCUUGGGAAGGUAGCAGGUCCAGCGGCAGCCGGGGCCAGCGCACAAAUCCCGCAGCCGUGUGACCAAAGUUCCUGAUGGAGCUGUCCUCGGGCAGCCUUUGCACCGCUUUGUAGAGCAAUAAAGCCUUACCAGAAACAUUUCACAGGAGAGGAGGAAUGCCAACACUUCCGUGGGGGAGCAGGGAGGGCUUGGAUUGGGUUGGCAGGGCCGAGGCCGGGGUUGUCCCCGCCGGAGCCGGGCAGUGACGCCGAGGCCCAGCUGUCCAGGGAGCGGGAUGUCCCUGCAUUCCAGCACUGCUCUCCAUGGACACGUGGUGGAUCAGGGCAGGGGCUGGGCCGGGGCAGAGGUGGCCUCUCCUGCCGAUGUCCGUGCUGGCCGCAGGGGACCCUGCCCACGAGGAGGUGACCAGGGGUUUGCUGGCUGUUUGGAGACUGAAUUAAUGUAUUUGCAAAUGAUGAUGGAAAUCCUUUUUCUGUUUUUUUUGUUCUGUUUUUGAAGUUUUUAAUGGAUGCAGGAACAGCAA